AAGAACUCUCUCUCUCUCUUCCUAAAGCUCUCUCCUCUCUCUGUGGCCAAUCUAGCGAAAGGUAACCGUUGACAUUUGAAAUUUAGGCGAUGCAACAUGCAUUGCAGAACCCAAAUCCCACUCCAAAUGAUCACCAAACAACGACCCAUCUUCUCCAAAACCUUCUCUUCUCCCUCCUUAACACCAUCACCAUCUGCAGACAUAGAAAGCAUCUGCACUUUAAUCAAUAACCACCCUUUUCCAUUGCAACCUCUCCAACCGUCUCUCCAACUCUAUCUUCCUUCUCUCUCGACAAAUUUUGUCGAACAGGUGCUUGGCCGCCUUUUCUUGGGCCAUUGCAAUGGAUUGAAAGCCUUUGAGUUCUUCGAUUUCGCAACAAAACAACCCAAUUUCCAUAUUUCCUCAGACUCUUUUGAGAAAAUUGUUCACAUUCUCUCAAGAAUGAGAGAUUUCGACAAAGUUUGGGAUCUACUGGAAAGGACCCAUCAUAAUUUUCCCUCGCUACUCACCACCAAAUCGCUAAGCAUACUGUUAUCUCGAUACGCAAAGCAUACAUCAUUCGAAGAAACCAUCGAAGCUUUUGAGAAAAUGGGUAAAUUUUUUGGUGGGUUUAACACUGAGGCCUUCAAUGUCUUGCUCAGAGCCUUUUGUACACAAGGAGAAAUGAAAGAAGCAAGAGCUGUGUUCAAUAAGAUGUUUUCGAGGUUUUCGCCCAAUACACAGACCCUAAAUAUAUUGCUUCUUGGUUUCAAAGAGAGUGGAAAUAUCACAGCCAUGGAGCUCUUCUACCAUGAAAUAAUUAGAAGGGGUUGCACUCCAAAUAAUGUUUCUUACAAUAUAAGAAUUGAUGCUUUGUGCAAGAAAGGGCGCUCUAGAGAAGCCAUAAAACUUAGAGAAGAAAUGGAAGAGAAAAACUGUUCUCCCACAGUCGAGACUUUCACAACUCUUAUACAUGGAUUGGGUAUUUCUCAUAACCCUAAACUUGCACAAAAAGUGUUUGAUGAUAUGGUUUCAAGGGGUUUAAAUCCUGAUACAGGGGCUUACAAUGCUUUGAUAAAUGCUUAUGUGAGAGUUGGGGAUACUAAGACAGGCAGAAAACUGAUGGGAGAGAUGGAAGAGAAGGGAGUUGGAUUUGAUAAUACAACUUACCAUACCAUGUUUUGGGGCAUGAAAAAUUUCGGUGAUAUGAAGGGGAUUUAUGGGCUUUAUAAGAGAAUGGUUGAGAAUAGAUGGGUACCCAAGAUGUGCACAGUGGUUAUGUUAAUGAAGUGUUUUUGUUAUAGUGAUUGCUAUAAGAUGGGUUUGAAGCUUUGGAACUAUUUGGUUGAGAUGGGAUGUUGUCCUCAUGGCCAUGCAUUGGAUUUGUUGGUGAUGGAGUUGUGUAGAAAGGGGAAGUUAGAGGAGGCAUAUGAGUGUUGUCGACAAGUUCUAGACAGAGGUCGGCUCCCGAAAGGGCAGGCUUUUGGGGUUUUGCAGAGGCAUCUAUCUCAAGAAGGGGAAAAAGAAAUAUUGGGGGAUCUUGUUGAUACUAUGAAGAGGUUGGAGAGUGCUUUGCCUACAUCUCAGGAAUAUAUACUUGGAAGUAAUGAUAGUUCGACCUAGAAUCUUGUUCAAAAUUUUAACUUUAUUUGGUCAAGAAGAUUAUAUGAUGUGAAUCUGGAGAAAGCAGGCUUAGCAUGAAGUGUUACAGUCUCUAAUGUCCUUAUAUGACAGGUACAAUUUGUAGUGUAUGUGCCUUAAAGAGCAACUCAUUUAUCAGAUGCUUAGGAUGAAAUCAUAU
Amborella trichopoda is the source of this 1780-nucleotide messenger RNA. Its product is annotated as Tetratricopeptide repeat (TPR)-like superfamily protein. NCBI's taxonomy places the organism in Eukaryota, Viridiplantae, Streptophyta, Magnoliopsida, Amborellales, Amborellaceae. Gene Ontology annotation, molecular function: protein binding. The record is from RefSeq and is a predicted model, not a curated record.